CCGGCCCCUCCCGCGGGCAGGCGGGGCGGCCCCACAUCGGACUCCUCCCCCGCAGCCCGGCAGGGAUCAGUCGUGGCGCGCGGUUCCGCAGGUGGCAGCUAUGGCCCAGUCCUGAGCGCCCCGCCAUGGCCGGCGCCCCCAGCCUGCUGCGCCUGGCGCUCCUGGUGCUCGGGGCGGUGGGCAGGGCCGGCCCCCGCCCCCAGGGCGCCACUGUGUCCCUCUCAGAGACUGUGCAGAAAUGGCGAGAGUAUCGACGCCAGUGCCAACGUUUCCUCACUGAAGCACCGCCUCUGGCCACAGGUCUCUUCUGCAACCGAACCUUUGAUGACUAUGCCUGUUGGCCAGAUGGGCCCCCAGGUUCCUUCGUGAAUGUCAGCUGCCCCUGGUACCUGCCCUGGGCCAGCAGUGUGCUCCAGGGCCAUGUGUACCGCUUCUGUACAGCUGAGGGCCUGUGGCUGCACAAGGACAACUCCAGCCUGCCCUGGAGGGACCUGUCGGAGUGUGAAGAGUCCAAGCGAGGGGAGAGGAACUCUCCUGAGGAACAGCUCCUGUCACUGUACAUUAUCUACACUGUGGGGUACGCACUUUCCUUCUCUGCCUUGGUCAUCGCCUCAGCCAUCCUUGUUGGCUUCAGACACUUGCACUGCACCCGGAACUAUAUCCACCUGAACCUGUUUGCAUCCUUCAUCCUCCGAGCGCUGUCCGUCUUCAUCAAAGAUGCUGCCCUCAAGUGGAUGUAUAGCACAGCUGCCCAACAGCACCAGUGGGAUGGGCUCCUCUCUUAUCAGGACUCUCUAAGCUGCCGACUGGUGUUCCUGCUCAUGCAGUACUGCGUGGCAGCCAACUACUACUGGUUGCUGGUGGAGGGUGUGUACCUGUACACGCUGCUGGCCUUCUCGGUGUUCUCGGAGCAGCGCAUCUUCAGGCUGUACCUGAGCAUAGGCUGGGGUGUUCCUCUGCUGUUUGUUAUCCCCUGGGGCGUUGUCAAAUACCUCUUUGAGGAUGAGGGCUGCUGGACCAGGAACUCCAACAUGAAUUACUGGCUCAUCAUCCGACUGCCCAUUCUCUUUGCUAUUGGGGUCAAUUUUCUUAUCUUCAUCCGGGUCAUCUGCAUCGUGGUAUCCAAACUGAAAGCUAAUCUCAUGUGCAAGACUGACAUCAAAUGCAGACUUGCCAAGUCCACUCUGACGCUCAUCCCCCUCCUGGGGACACAUGAGGUCAUCUUUGCCUUUGUGAUGGAUGAACAUGCCCGAGGGACCCUACGCUUCAUCAAGCUGUUCACAGAGCUCUCCUUCACUUCCUUCCAGGGCCUGAUGGUGGCCAUCUUGUACUGCUUUGUCAACAACGAGGUCCAGAUGGAGUUCCGGAAGAGCUGGGAGCGCUGGAGGCUGGAACACUUGAACAUCCAGAGGGACAGCACCAUGAAGCCCCUCAGGUGUCCCACCAGCAGUGUAAGCAGUGGGGCCACAGUGGGCAGCAGCGUGUACGCUGCCACCUGCCAGGCUGCCUGCAGCUAAGCCCCAGGGCUGCCCCCU
Phodopus roborovskii (desert hamster) is the source of this 1535-nucleotide messenger RNA. RefSeq names its product glucagon like peptide 1 receptor (gene Glp1r). Gene Ontology annotation, cellular component: plasma membrane. Bases 126 to 1517 code for a protein of 463 amino acids. Lineage: Eukaryota; Metazoa; Chordata; Mammalia; Rodentia; Cricetidae. Gene Ontology annotation, molecular function: peptide hormone binding; glucagon receptor activity. Gene Ontology annotation, biological process: adenylate cyclase-activating G protein-coupled receptor signaling pathway; cell surface receptor signaling pathway. The transcript is spliced from 13 exons. The record is from RefSeq and is a predicted model, not a curated record.